AUGGAGAGAAUAUUUUCUGAGAUUCCCAGAAAUUACAGUAAUGAUCAGAAAGGAUUAGUCCAGAACCAAUUCUACCUUUUAAAUACCGUCAGAUACGUAACACAUAAACCAGAGUACGCACGAUUCAAUCGUCCGGAACUGCUGAUUACCUGCUGCGAUUACGUUUGCCGGGUCGUUUUGGACAACCGCUCAGACUUGGGUUCAAUUCUGCCCCCACCCGGUGACACCUUGAAGGCCCGUCGACCUUCCUACUGGGAACUGCCUGAAGAUUUUGUCGCCGACAGCAUACGCGGCAGCGGACAUUCAGAGCCUUUGGACAGUGCUCCAAUGGACAUGCAAGAUUUACUGGAAAGGGCCGGCCUACAAGGAAUACUGGAAAAGGAUUUCGUUCUAAUGCAAGGAUUUAAGAACGAUCUCAAUAAGAAACUUCAUCAGAUGAAAUCAAACAUGGAUGCUAGGGCAGCUGGGCGUAGAGGAGCGCCGCACCUAGCUCUGGAGACCACCUCACCCGAUCGCGUUUCCCCACCUCCGCGCGCUAUCCAUUGCCGCGAGUACGAGCGGUUGCUGAGGUUCUUCCCGCCACCGAGCAUAACUUGCACCCCUACUAGUAGCAGCUCUACCCCUAGGCACUCAAGGUCAAAAUUA
Molecule: messenger RNA, 645 nt
Organism: Iphiclides podalirius (scarce swallowtail)
Lineage: Eukaryota; Metazoa; Arthropoda; Insecta; Lepidoptera; Papilionidae
Source: the annotation of a GenBank genome assembly